AGGAACAGAAGAUUUUUAGAGAACAGAAUCAAUCCAUACUCGUGAAAACAAUCAUUUUCAAGUGGGUCUCCCCAUGAUAUGAGCAAACCUGGUGCCCUGCCAGCGCAGGGUGAACCGCCACCUACACAGCAAUACUUGUUAGACUCUGGUCGUGGAGUACACCAAUCUCAGAUAGCCAUGCCAGCUCCAGUGGCAGCAGAUAGUACAGGACCACAGCUACAACCAAGUGGUCUUCAGCAGCAUCAAGGUCCAGUUCAUAGACAACCUGUAGUAGGGCACUUCUAUCAGCUAUCACAGCAGAUAUCAAGAACCAACAUGAACCAAAUGAAUACCACAGCUUUGACUGCUCACAACUCAACACCCCAGUUUCAACGUCAUCUUGGUCUUAUUUACCCACAGACCCAUUCUUUUCCUGGUCAUAUACCACACCAGACCUCAUUGGUUUUACAAGGAGGUGUACAUCCUUCGUAUCACAGACUUCCACAGUAUGGUGCAGCACCACAAUAUAAUCUAUCUUCAACACAACAGACAAUGUUUCUAACACCAGCAUCCCAUUCCUAUGCCUACAGUCAACAGUCUCAACAACAAGUCUACUUUCCUGUGAGUCCCAGUAGCAUGGCUUCCAUACCAAGUACGUUACCUUCAAUGACCCCUAGUGGUGCUGGAACAGCAGAGAAAAGAGAGAAGAAAAUUCUCCAAGUUGUUGAUCCCAAAACUGGCCAAGACAUAAUGCAAGACAUUAUUAGCUAUUCCUCUUCAAAGGAGAAUAAUGCCCCUGUAAAUGAGGUGGCUGCUCAAUUUGCUCUUCAAGUUGCUGCCCUUGCAACUUCAAAAGAAAACUCUUCAGUCAAGGAAGAGAUCCAAGAUCCUGGAAAACCUCUAAUGUCAACAGCUGAUUUGAGCAAUGGAUUGAAAACAUUUGAUGUAGACAGUAAAUCUAAGCCACCUACUUCUUCUGUAAAUGACAGUGACGGUGCUAAUGGUUUCAGUGGUAAUGGUGUAACCACAGUUGUUUUAAAUCCAGCCUCAAAAACAGUUCCUUGUGAAUUAAAUGGAAAACACCAAGUGAAUCGUGAACAAUCUAAUGAGGACGGACAAUCAGCUGACGAAGGAGAGGAAAAAUUUUUAAGCUCUUCUGAAAUUAUACCUGUGUCUUUGGUAGAGAAAGUUAAUGGGCCAGAAAAAUCUAGUGGUGUUGUUAGUGUGUCUAUGAAAGAAAUGGCUGUUAUGCCUAAAGAUGAAUCAGCUUAUGUUGUUGAACCAUCUGAAGUAGAAACUGUGAAACAAGUAACUGUUCAAGAAAUAGAACAGAUACCAGACUUUAAGCCUCAAGAAGAUGGGAUAAAAAAGGACCAUAUUGAAAUACUUGCAGUUGAAAAGGAAAAUAUAGGCAUUAGUGAACUUGGAAAAGAUGUAAAAGAAAAUGAAGAUUGUAGGAGGAUGAAAGAGCUCAAAAGGAAAAGUGAAAGUGAAGAGGGGGAAGACAUGGAUGCCUAUUUAAGCAAAAAAGAGAACACAAUUCCCAAUUUGCCUCCAACACCAGGACAAGUCUCACCUAAUCUCCGUUCUCAGGAAUCUGUUGAUCCAAUUGGAAUGUUACAAGAAGAUCAGUAUAAAGUAGAAGGAAAGACCCAAACCAACAGAAAACUUAGUCAUGAAGAACAAGUAGUGGAAAAAAACCAAAUUAACUUGAUGGAUAAAGGAGAAAAUCAGAUUAUAAAAAGUAACUUAGAUAACAAGAAAGCUCAAAAUGAAGAUCAAAAUACUGACAAUGAAUUCAGCAGUAAGACGUUUUCACAAGAAGAGUUAGUUCCAGACAAAACCCAAAUUAACAUUAAAACACUGUCCCAUGAAAAUCAACUGACAGUGGAUACCAAAGUAAAAGAUUGUGAAUUGAAGGAGGAGCAGGAAGCAACAGAGGAACUAGCAACAGUUAAUGGACAAACAGAAGGUCAAAUAACGUUAAAGUACAACUAUCAAGCAGGUUGGUAUUCUGUAUGCAAGACUUGUACAUUUUGUGUAGAAAUGAUCCACCAGCUGAGGAUUUCUAAUCCUAAGACUUGA
Limulus polyphemus (Atlantic horseshoe crab) is the source of this 2064-nucleotide messenger RNA. RefSeq lists its product as uncharacterized. The transcript is spliced from 8 exons. The record is from RefSeq and is a predicted model, not a curated record. NCBI's taxonomy places the organism in Eukaryota, Metazoa, Arthropoda, Merostomata, Xiphosura, Limulidae. Bases 79 to 2064 code for a protein of 661 amino acids.